GAAAGACCUUAAUGCAAAGUUUAUUAUUUCAAUGGAAAAAAAUAAAACGACAAUCACAAACUUAAAGGUACCAGAGGGUGGUACUGGAGACACAGGACGGGAAAGAACUAAGACAUUUACCUAUGAUUUUUCCUAUUUCUCAGCAGACAGUAAAAGUCCCAGCUUUGUUUGUCAAGAAAUGGUUUUCAAAAAUCUUGGUACAGAUGUGCUUCAAUCUGCUUUUGAAGGUUAUAAUGCUUGUGUUUUUGCAUAUGGACAGACUGGAUCUGGGAAGUCAUACACCAUGAUGGGAAACACGGGUGAUGCAGGUUUAAUACCUCGAAUUUGUGAAGGAUUAUUCAGCAAAAUAAGUGAAAAAACAAAGCGGAACGAGGCAUCCUUUCGAACAGAAGUCAGUUAUCUGGAAAUUUAUAAUGAGCGUGUGAGAGAUCUUCUCAGACGGAAGUCAUCAAAAACUAAUAAUUUACGAAUACGAGAACAUCCAAAAGAAGGGCCUUAUGUUGAGGAUUUGUCUAAACAUUUAGUGCAAAAUUAUACUGAUGUAGAGGAACUUAUGGACGCAGGAAAUAUAAAUAGGACGACGGCUGCAACUGGAAUGAAUGAUGUCAGUAGCAGGUCGCAUGCCAUUUUCACGAUCAACUUCACUCAGGCUAAAUUUGAUUCUGAAAUGCCUUGUGAAACUGUUAGCAAGAUUCAUUUGGUAGAUCUUGCUGGAAGUGAGAGAGCAGAUGCCACCGGUGCCACAGGGGUUAGAUUAAAGGAAGGAGGGAAUAUUAACAAAUCUCUAGUUACUCUGGGAAAUGUAAUUUCUGCCUUAGCUAUUUCACCUGCUGAUGUCAAUUAUGGAGAAACUUUAAGUACACUUCGCUAUGCAAAUAGAGCCAAAAACAUCAUCAACAAGCCUACUAUUAAUGAGGAUCCUAACGUCAAACUGAUCCGUGAGCUGAGAGCCGAAAUAGCCCGAUUAAAAGCCCUGCUUGCUCAAGGGAAUCAGAUUGCGCUCCUGGAUUCUCCAACAGCUUUAAGUAUGGAAGAAAAGCUUCAGCAGAAUGAAGCAAGGGUACAAGAACUGACCAAAGAGUGGACAAACAAGUGGAAUGAAACCCAAGAUAUUCUGAAAGAGCAAACCUUGGCUCUGAGGAAAGAAGGGAUAGGCGUUGUGUUAGAUUCUGAACUGCCUCAUCUCAUUGGCAUUGAUGAUGAUCUGCUCAGUACUGGUAUCAUCUUGUACCACUUGAAGGAAGGCCAAACAUAUGUUGGCAGAGAAGAUGCUGUGACAGAACAGGAUAUUGUUCUUCAUGGCCUUGAUUUGGAAAGUGAGCAUUGCAUCUUUGAAAAUCUCAAUGGUACUGUGAAUCUAAUACCACUGAAUGGAGCGCAGUGUUCUGUGAAUGGUAUUCAGAUUACAGAGGCCACACACCUAAACCAAGGUGCUGUUAUAUUACUUGGGAGAACCAAUAUGUUUCGCUUUAACCACCCCAAAGAAGCUGCUAAGCUAAGGGAAAAAAGAAAGAGUGGACUGCUAUCUUCCUUCAGCUUGUCUAUGACAGAUCUUUCAAAAUCUUGUGAGAACCUGUCAGCGGUUAUGCUUUAUAAUCCAGGGUUAGAAUUUGAGAGACAACAGCGAGAGGAGCUUGAAAAAUUAGAAAGUAAAAGGAAACAAAUAGAAGAGAUGGAAGAAAAACAAAGAUCUGACAAAGCAGAACUUGUAAGAAUGCAGCAAGAAGUAGAGUCACAGCGCAAAGAGACAGAAAUAGUACAGCUGCAAAUUCGAAAACAGGAAGAGAGUCUGAAACAGAGAAGUGUUCACAUUGAGAGCAGGUUAAAGGAUUUGCUGGCUGAAAAAGAAAAAUUUGAAGAAGAGAGAUUACGGGAACAACAGGAGAUAGAGCUUCAAAAGAAAAAGCAACAGGAAGAAAUUUUUGCCCGGGUCAAAGAGGAGUUGCAGCGACUACAAGAACUUAAUCAUAAUGAAAAAGCAGAGAAAAUGCAGAUUUUCCGUGAACUAGAAAAGCUUAAAAAGGAAAAAGAUGAACAGUAUAUUAAGCUGGAAUCAGAAAAAAAAAGACUUGAAGAACAAGAAAGGGAGCAGGUGAUGCUGGUGGCUCAUCUAGAAGAACAGCUUCGAGAGAAGCAGGUCAUGAUAGAGCUCCUGAAGAGAGGGGAUGUACAGAGAGUUGAAGAAGAGAAAAGAGAUCUUGAAGAUAUCAGAGAAUCUCUUUUGAAAGUCAAGGAAGCCCGAUCUGAAGGUGAUGAAAACAGUGAAGAGUUAGAAAAAGCACAGCAUGAUUUCAUAGAGUUUAAAAGGAAACAACUGGAACAGCUGACUAUUUUGGAAAAAGAUUUAAUUCAACAAAUGGAACACCUGGAAAAGGAAAUAGCAGAUGAAAAAAGAGCUCUGGAGCACUUAAAAUUUGCACAUGAAGAGCAUUUAGAUCUCAAGAGAGAUGAUGAAAACUUUGUGGAUGCUGUACUCAAGGCUGAAGAAUUUGACAAGAUAAAGCCAGCGGAGUACAGGCUCCAAUCUAAAGUACGCCAGCUUGAGUACCUGAAGAGUAAUCAUUUGCCAGCUCUGCUGGAAGAAAAACAAAGAGCUUCUGAAGUUCUUUGUAGGGGCUUGUUAGGGUUAGAUAAUACUCUCUAUCAAAUAGAGAAAGAAAUAGAAGAAAAAGAAGAGCAGCUUGCCCAGUAUAGAGCUAGCACAAAUCAGUUGCAGCAGCUUCAAGAAACCUUUGAAUUCACAGCCAAUGUAGCUCGUCAGGAAGAAAAGGUUCGGAAAAAGGAAAAAGAAAUCCUUGAAUCAAGGGAAAAACAGCAGAGAGAGGCGCUGGAGCAAGCUGUUGCUAAGUUAGAAAGGAGGCACUCUGCUUUGCAACGUCGUUCAACAAUAGACUUUGAAAUCGAAGAGCAGAAACAGAAGCUUGCCACCUUGAACAACAGCUGCAGCGAACAGGCCGGUCUGCAGGCUAGUCUAGAAGCUGAGCAGAAAGCCCUUGAACAGGACCGGGAACGAUCUUUUUAUAGCCUGGACCAGGAAAUUCAGCAGCUGAAGCAAAAAAUAUACGAGGGUGAUGGUGGUCAGAAAGGAAAUCAUGGAACAUUAGAAGAGAGACUCUCCCAUACAGUCUCCCCUACCAGCCCAACAAAGCCACAGCCACCCGCUGCUCCACUAGUCGAUGAUAGGAUAAAUGCCUUCAUUGAACAAGAAGUGCAGAGAAGGCUCCAGAAUAUUCAUCAUAAAGCUGAGGAUAAUGAUGUUAGCCUGUCUUGGUCUACAGAAGGUUUAAAGGAUAAUGAGAGGCUUAAUAAUGGCACUGUUCAACGCAAGCUGAAGUAUGAGCGGAUGGUCUGUCGUUCUCUGGGAGCAAAUCCAGAUGACCUAAAGGACCCAGUUAAAAUUAGUAUUCCUCGCUAUGUCCUGUGUGGGCAGGGAAAGGAUGAACACUAUGAGUUUGAAAUCAAGAUAACAGUCCUGGAUGAGACAUGGACAGUAUUCAGGCGGUACAGUCGUUUUCGGGAAAUGCAUAAAACUCUAAAACUCAAGUACCCAGAGCUUGCCACUUUAGAAUUCCCUCCAAAGAAGCUCUUUGGAAACAAGGAUGAACGAGUGAUUGCAGAACGACGGAGUCACUUAGAGAAAUACCUCAGGAGCUUUUUCUCUGCAAUGCUGAAAUCUCCAUCGUCUCCGCUGCACAUUGACAAAGUGGGUCUAACUCUCUCAAAACACACCAUCUGCGAAUUCUCACCCUUCUUCAGGAAAGGUGUUUUUGACUACAGCAGCCAUGGGACCAGCUAAGUUUUGGGCCAGGACCCUUCUGCUGGAGGAGCACAGUCAGAGUGGUGCCUUCACUUCCGUGGUGCGAAAGAAACGGGGGGGAAAAGAAAAAAGGUAUCUUCCUCCAUACCUGGGAAGUUGCAUCAAAACAACUCCAGUUAAAGACAGCUAUGCCCCAAUGCUAGCCUUUGGCCUUUACCACUUCUCAUAUUAGUGCCUGCAUUUUUCUGGCAUGGGUUACACAGACAUUUUUGUGUAAGUUGCUCUGUUAAUACUGUACAAAGAUUCUGACUCUUGUGCUGUGGUUGCAUCUGCUCCUUAGCGGGAGUGCUUCCUUCCCAUUUGCUCAGACAAUUUGUUGUGGUGGUGCGAGAGCAUCUCGUGUUUACCGUGGUAGUGUGUCAUGCUGACAGAGGGGUUUUGAGCAGCCUUUUGGUUUCUGUCCAAGCUGUUCCUUAAAGAACACUUCCUCUUUUGUUUCCUUAUAGCAUACUGUGGCAUUUAAGGUAAUGCUCAUACUCCACUGUCGUUUCUUUUUUUUCCCUCCCAGCCACACAUUUUAACUAUUUGACUGUAUAAUUGUAUAGUUUUCCUCAGAAUAAUUAAAGGGCCUGGGUAACUUGAAUGUUUACAAAAAUAUAUGCAGCAGAAAGAAUAUCGUUUAAACCCUGUAUAAGUCUUCCACACUUGGUUCUUUUGAAGCAGAACGAAUCACUUGCCAUUAAUUAAGAAGCAGAGGAAGCAAUAGUUACUGAAGAAUGCGGUCAGCAUCUUUUCAGAUUUUCUAAUUACCCAGACUGUAAGUGGAUACUGUGCACUGUACAGAGCUCAUAGCUAUGCAUAAAGCUAAUGCAAAGUGCUAUAUUUCUUUUUUUUUUUUUUGAAAAAUAGCUUCUUCACAAUAGAGUAACACUGUAAAAUCUGAGUUUUAUUUGCAUCAGUUAAAAUUUACAGAUUUUGACUAAUAGUACUUUAAACGUACUCAGGACUUAUUCAGACUUG
Messenger RNA from Egretta garzetta (little egret), 4777 nucleotides. It is a transcript of the gene KIF16B, whose product is annotated as kinesin family member 16B. The record is from RefSeq and is a predicted model, not a curated record. The transcript is spliced from 24 exons. Gene Ontology annotation, molecular function: phosphatidylinositol binding; microtubule motor activity; microtubule binding. Gene Ontology annotation, biological process: microtubule-based movement. Bases 32 to 3796 code for a protein of 1254 amino acids. NCBI's taxonomy places the organism in Eukaryota, Metazoa, Chordata, Aves, Pelecaniformes, Ardeidae.